Molecule: messenger RNA, 1395 nt
Organism: Peromyscus maniculatus bairdii (prairie deer mouse)
Lineage: Eukaryota; Metazoa; Chordata; Mammalia; Rodentia; Cricetidae
Source: RefSeq, a predicted model, not a curated record
AUGCGGGCCCCGGGGCUGUCAAUCCGCUGUGUCAGCGGAAGUUCCGCCCACGUCGGCGGUGACGGACAGCGGCGCCCAGGAAUGCGUGGCCCGGGGCUACCCGUGACCCCCCGUGACCCCCCCAGGACCCCGAACAUCGACCGCCUGGCCCGCGAGGGGGUGAAGCUGACGCAGCACCUGGCGGCCGCGCCCCUGUGCACGCCGAGCCGCGCGGCCUUCCUGACGGGGCGCUACCCCGUGCGCUCGGGCAUGGCGUCGCACAACCGCGUGGGCGUGCUGCUCUUCGCGGCCUCCUCGGGCGGCCUCCCCCCCGGCGAGGUCACCAUCGCGCGGCUGCUGCAGGAGCGCGGCUACGCCACGGGGCUCGUGGGUGAGCGGCGGGGUCGCGGGGGGUCAGGGUCAGGGGGCGGGGUUUGGGGUCAGGGGGCGGGGUUCGAGGUCACGCAGCAGCCGGCCGCCUACGACCGCCUGGCCCAGCGGCUGGCGCGGGAGGCCGUGGGGUUCCUGGAGAGCACGGCGCACUUCGCGGGCGCGGGGUUCGCGCACCGGAGCCGGCACGGGGCCUACGGGGACGCGGCCGAGGAGAUGGACUGGAGCGUGGGCCAGAUCCUGGACGCGCUCGACCGCCUGGGCCUGGCCAACCACACGCUCGUCUACUUCUCGUCCGACCACGGCGCACACGUGGAGGAGGUCACGGCGCGGGGCGAGGUGCACGGCGGCAGCAACGGCAUCUUCCGGGGCGGCAAGGCCAACAACUGGGAGGGCGGCAUCCGCGUGCCGGGCCUCGUGCGCUUCCCCAUGAUGCUCCCCGCGGGGUCGGAGGUCGCCGAGCCCACGAGCAACAUGGACGUCUUCCCCACCGUGGCCGCCCUGGCGGGGGCCGCGCUCCCCGCGGACCGGGUGAUUGACGGGCGCGACCUGAUGCCGCUGCUGCGGGGCCGGACCACGCGGUCGGCGCACGAGUUCCUGUUCCACUACUGCAACGCCUACCUCAACGCCGUGCGCUGGCGGCCGCCCAACGACACGGCGGUGUGGAAGGCCUUCUUCUUCACGCCGCGCUUCGACCCCGCGGGCGCCAACGGCUGCUUCUCCACGCACGUGUGCUUCUGCCACGGCGACCACGUCACGCGCCACGACCCCCCGCUGCUCUUCGACCUCUCGCGCGACCCUGGCGAGCUCCGCCCCCUGACCCCGGGCUCUUCCUCUGGCCCUCGGUCCCGCCCCCAAGCCCCGUCACUCACCGGAAGCCCCGCCCCAGCCAGGCCGCGCCCCGGGGUCGCCUUCGCCGCCGAUGCCUGUGGGGGGGGAGGAAGUGAGUGGGCGGGGCCGGGUCUGUCCAUCACCCGUGGGUCCGCCCCCCGCUCGCACAGAUUUGCAUAAAUUUACAUAAACCAC